AUGGCGGGAGUUCAAAAAGUUUUUUUAAACAACUUAAAUAUCAAUAUAAAAAAUGCUUUAAUUAUUGGUAUUAUUAUAGCUAAGAACACUACUCGAUCGGUAGGUUCUAAAAAAAAGAGCGGCGAGUGUAGAGCAGUUAUGUCUUUUACUAUACGUGAUUCUGAAAUAGACACCAUAAACGUUGAUAUUUGGGGAUCUCAAUAUGUUCAUACUUUCUACGAAAGAUUUCUUGUCGGCGACGUAGUUGAAAUAUCGUCACCUAAAAUUUGUAUUAAAACGGGUGAUAAUGAAGCUUUCAGACCGCAGGUUACAUCUCCAUUUUACUUAUCUCUGAAUGAGGGAAUAUCAGAUGUAAGUGUAUAUGGAGGAGAUUUUAGCCAGUAUCUGCCUUUACUUCACAUACCAACUAAGCGUCACGCAGUCUGUACCGGCUUAUCCGAAAUAUAUACAUUUAAAGAAGAUAAAAAUAACACAUACAUUGUGUUGGUUGUGGUAAAGUCAGUUAAACCUAUAAAAAAUAUCAAGACGAAAGCAGGCGUGGAAAUGUCCGUGAGGGCUAUCGAAAUCAUGGACAACACAACACCUGCCACUUUAACGUUAGAUUUUGAUAUGGACACGAUUCAAAGAGCGGAACAGUUCCGUCCUUUGGACGUGCUGUUCGUGUCGGACGCUCGUGUGUCUUGGCGCGGCGGGCUGCGUCUGCAGGUGUGCGGGAAAAGCGUUCUCACCCACCAGCCUCACACCCCUGAAGCUAAGGCUCUUAGACUAUAUAUCAGUAAUCAGGCCAAUACGCGUGGAGGGGCGGCGGAGUGGUCGGGGUGGUCGGGGUGGGGAGAACGCGCGGUUCCAGCGACCGUUCGUCAGACGCGUGACAGACUUGCCACAGGCGGGAUGUUCUGUGCUGAAUUACAUGCUUUACUUACACAUCUUGAUUUAGACGAGUUUCUACCUUCAACUGACAACACUUUAGAGGAAUUGAGGAUUCGUCUGGCGGAUCACACGGGUGAACUGACAGCUGUAAUGCCGAUAAGCGUGUUGGAGGACGCUACUGGAUAUCCAGCAGCGCAAAUAAAGAAUAUGAAUGAAGAACAGAAGAGUGCUCUCCGUUGGAUCUUUAUGUUGGAACACUGUUACUGUAAUGUAUCCGUGACGCCGCCGCGUGUGGUGCUGUUAGCGCUGAGAAAAGCCACUGCCAGCGAUCCAAUACCAUUGUAUUAG
Molecule: messenger RNA, 1218 nt
Organism: Danaus plexippus (monarch butterfly)
Lineage: Eukaryota; Metazoa; Arthropoda; Insecta; Lepidoptera; Nymphalidae
Gene: hdm
Product: meiosis-specific with OB domain-containing protein-like
Biological process (GO): resolution of meiotic recombination intermediates
Molecular function (GO): single-stranded DNA 3'-5' DNA exonuclease activity; single-stranded DNA binding
Source: RefSeq, a predicted model, not a curated record